AUGGCGGUUGAGUUACUGGGCUACACAAAUCUCAACGAGCAGAUGGCCAUUCAGGAAGCCACCUCAGCCGGGUUGAAAUCCAUGGAGCAAUUGAUUCGAACAGUUUCCCAUCAACAGCAGCAGCAGAUGUGCCAGAGCCAGCAGCUCGACUGCCGGGAAAUCACUGAUUUCACCGUCUCCAAGUUUAGGAAGGUGAUUUCCAUCCUGAACCGGUCCGGACACGCUCGGUUCCGCCGGGCUCCGGUGCAGCCUCAGCCGGAUGCCGCUGCCUUCAACUCGGUUCAGCACCACAAGCUGCCUUCAGUCUCGGCUCAGCCUCCGACGAUUCCGACUUCUGGAGUUUACCAGCCUCGGCCUCAGCCUCAGCUACAGCCUCUGAACCUCUUUUCUCUCUCCCCGGCUCCGUCCGUCGCUGAAGCUCAGGCGCCGGCAGCCGCUCCGUCUCUGACGCUUGAUUUCACCAAGCCGGGUGCUGUUUUCGGUAAGGAUGGGGGCGAGAAGACGGGUAAAGAGGGGUUCAGUUUAUCUGCGGCGUUAUCGACCUCCGGGAACUCGUCUUCGACCUUUUUGUCCUCCAUUACGGGUGAAGGGAGCGUUUCCAACGGAAAAGGUGGUCCGUCGUCUAUGUUUCUUGCUCCGGCGAUCUCCGCCGGGAAACCGCCGCUCUCCGGCAAAAGGUGUCUGGAGCACGGGCACUCCGAUAGCCUGUCCGGGAAAACCUCUGGUCAUACCCGGUGUCACUGUAAAAAGAGGAAAUCCAGGGUGAAGAGAACUAUCAGAGUUCCGGCGAUAAGCUCGAAGGUCGCCGAUAUCCCGGCGGACGAGUACUCGUGGAGAAAAUACGGUCAGAAGCCAAUCAAGGGCUCGCCAUACCCACGGGGUUACUACAAGUGCAGUACUGUGAGGGGUUGCCCGGCUAGGAAGCACGUGGAGAGGGCGACCGAUGAUCCAACGAUGCUGAUAGUGACGUACGAGGGGGAGCACAGGCACACGCAGGGCGCGAUGCAGGAGAUCCCUGCCGCACCACCGGCCCAGUUGGUGGUGUUCGAGUCGUCAUGA
Molecule: messenger RNA, 1059 nt
Organism: Striga hermonthica
Lineage: Eukaryota; Viridiplantae; Streptophyta; Magnoliopsida; Lamiales; Orobanchaceae
Source: the annotation of a GenBank genome assembly